GCGGCGGCGGCGGCGGCAGAGGCGGCAGCGCUCGCCAUUGCCGCUGGUGGCAGGAGGCUGCGAGGAGCCGGCGCGGUCGCAGUCUCCACGGCGCAGGCCCACGGUAGCGCAGCCGCUCUGAGUAGAUCUUAAUGGAGGAGCACGGAGUGACCCAAACCGAACACAUGGCUACCAUAGAAGCCCAUGCAGUUGCCCAACAAGUACAGCAGGUCCAUGUGGCCACCUACACUGAGCACAGUAUGCUGAGUGCUGAUGAAGACUCACCUUCUUCUCCUGAGGACACCUCUUACGAUGAUUCAGACAUACUCAACUCCACAGCGGCUGAUGAGGUAACAGCCCAUCUAGCUGCUGCAGGUCCUGUGGGAAUGGCUGCUGCCGCUGCAGUGGCGACAGGAAAGAAGCGGAAACGGCCUCACGUGUUUGAGUCUAAUCCGUCUAUCCGGAAGAGGCAGCAAACACGCCUGCUUCGGAAACUUCGAGCCACAUUAGAUGAAUAUACUACUCGAGUGGGACAGCAAGCUAUUGUCCUCUGUAUCUCCCCCUCCAAACCCAACCCUGUCUUUAAAGUGUUUGGUGCAGCACCUUUGGAGAAUGUGGUGCGUAAGUACAAGAGCAUGAUCCUGGAAGACCUGGAGUCUGCCCUGGCAGAACACGCCCCUGCGCCACAGGAGGUUAACUCCGAGCUGCCACCUCUCACCAUCGAUGGAAUUCCAGUCUCUGUGGACAAAAUGACCCAGGCCCAGCUUCGGGCAUUUAUUCCAGAGAUGCUCAAGUACUCCACAGGUCGAGGAAAACCAGGCUGGGGCAAAGAGAGCUGCAAGCCCAUCUGGUGGCCUGAAGAUAUCCCAUGGGCAAAUGUCCGGAGUGACGUCCGCACAGAAGAGCAAAAGCAGAGGGUUUCAUGGACUCAGGCACUACGGACCAUAGUUAAAAACUGUUAUAAACAGCAUGGGCGGGAGGACCUUUUGUAUGCUUUCGAAGAUCAGCAAACACAAACACAGGCCACAACCACACACAGUAUAGCCCAUCUUGUACCGUCACAGACCGUAGUCCAGACCUUUAGUAACCCUGAUGGCACUGUCUCACUUAUCCAGGUUGGUACAGGGGCAACGGUAGCCACAUUGGCUGAUGCUUCAGAAUUGCCAACCACGGUCACUGUUGCCCAAGUGAAUUAUUCUGCAGUGGCUGAUGGAGAGGUGGAACAAAACUGGGCCACGUUACAGGGAGGUGAGAUGACCAUCCAGACGACACAAGCGUCAGAGGCCACCCAGGCGGUGGCCUCAUUGGCGGAGGCCGCCGUGGCAGCUUCUCAGGAGAUGCAACAGGGAGCUACAGUCACCAUGGCACUCAACAGUGAAGCCGCCGCCCAUGCUGUCGCCACACUGGCCGAGGCCACCUUGCAAGGGGGGGGACAGAUCGUACUGUCCGGGGAAACCGCAGCAGCUGUCGGAGCACUUACUGGAGUCCAAGAUGCUAAUGGAUUGGUCCAGAUCCCCGUGAGCAUGUACCAGACUGUGGUAACCAGCCUUGCCCAGGGCAACGGGCCGGUGCAGGUGGCCAUGGCCCCUGUGACCACCCGGAUAUCGGACAGCACAGUCACCAUGGACGGCCAGGCUGUGGAGGUGGUGACGUUGGAACAGUGACAUGCAGCCGUACGAUGGCAUCAUUUUCUAGUCUACUUCAAAAUUUUUUACACGUUUGCAGAGGUGCAAUCAAAUGGAAUUAAGUCUCUCGACUUUGGAAGAAAAGUUUUGUUAACCUUUUUUUUAAAAAGGAAGAAAGGCAGUGGGUUUUGGAAUUGCAUUUUUUAAAGCACCACUCUUGAUUUUCUGGGAUUGGUGGAAUAAGAUACUGUGUUGUCAAUUUCACUGUCCCAAAAAAGCCAAAUUGUGGCAGGACUUCUUUCUGCAGAAACAUGUGUGUAUACUUAUGUGUGUGUAUGUGUGAGUGUGAAUAUAUGUAUAUGUGUACAUAUGGAUAUACACAUUUACAUAUAUAUAAAGUAUAUAUAUAUGUAUGUAUAUAUAUAUAUAUAUAUAUAUGAAACCCGCAUGGAAUUAUCUGUAUGAAAUUAAGGUGAGCUGUGGAAAAAAAUAAUUCACCCAGUUUAGUGGGUGUAGGGUACGUGGCCAGACACAGUCACCCAAUUUUUGUUCAUACCAGGGUCAUGCGUUGAGCUACUGACAAACUCAGGCGGAGGUGACCAUGCCCUUCACCAAAGCUGCCUCCCAGUGGCCACCCAGAACUCUCCCUGCUGGACUCACCUGAGGAAGGAGGUUCCAGAACAGGGUGGGGUCCAGAAGUUGUGUUUGCAAGGUCCAAGGGCCUCAUGGUCUGGCAGCUGAGACGCUCCUCGGGCUGGCCCAGGUGCUGACCUUGCCAUAGGCAGGUGAAUGUCCUUAAAGCUCCAGGCAGGGACAAGAGGGAUUUCUUCAGCCACCCAUCUCCUCCCCUUCCCAGGAAGCCUUCUUGAUCUCAUGACUAUUAAAACGUUGCUUUGGUUUUAAGGUCAGUUCUGAAUUGGUCAUGUAUAUGAACUGAAGGUAACAGAAGUAUUAAGGGUUUGAGGAGCGCGUGCGCGUUAAGUGUGCUUGUG
This is a messenger RNA of Neomonachus schauinslandi (Hawaiian monk seal), 2596 nucleotides long. It is a transcript of the gene NRF1, whose product is annotated as nuclear respiratory factor 1. Lineage: Eukaryota; Metazoa; Chordata; Mammalia; Carnivora; Phocidae. The coding region runs from base 132 to 1643 and encodes 503 amino acids. Gene Ontology annotation, biological process: regulation of transcription by RNA polymerase II. Gene Ontology annotation, cellular component: nucleus. Gene Ontology annotation, molecular function: DNA-binding transcription factor activity, RNA polymerase II-specific; RNA polymerase II cis-regulatory region sequence-specific DNA binding. The record is from RefSeq and is a predicted model, not a curated record. The transcript is spliced from 11 exons.